This is a messenger RNA of Arabidopsis thaliana (thale cress), 1652 nucleotides long. Its product is annotated as P-loop containing nucleoside triphosphate hydrolases superfamily protein. Lineage: Eukaryota; Viridiplantae; Streptophyta; Magnoliopsida; Brassicales; Brassicaceae. Gene Ontology annotation, biological process: response to stress. Bases 59 to 1486 code for a protein of 475 amino acids. Gene Ontology annotation, cellular component: membrane. The record is from RefSeq and is marked reviewed. The transcript is spliced from 3 exons. Gene Ontology annotation, molecular function: ATP binding; ATP hydrolysis activity.
UAAACAUAUACACAACUCUUUCACUUUUGCAUCAUCUUCCUUCUUCUCUUAAGCACAAAUGGCGACUCUUUAUAGUCAAGUUCCUUCUGUAUCAGCAGUUUUCUCUCUUUACACAUCUUUUUCCGCAAUCACGAUGCUUUUUCGAACAAUCCUCAACGAGAUUGUGCCUAAAAGAAUCAGAGAGUACAUAGCUAUGAAAGCUGUAGACUUCUUCUCUUCUUACUUUCAAUCUGAUUUCACUUUUGUGAUAGAGCAACGUUGGGAGUUUGUUGAGAAUCAGACGUUCCGUGCUGCUGAAGUUUACUUACCUACCUGUCUCGCCGGACUUUCUACAGGCAAACUUCUUGUGGGUUCAAGUAAUCUUAAGAAUCCAGCUGCUGAGCCAAAACUUGGUAUCCCUGUGAACACUAAGAUCAUUGAUAACUUUGAAGGGAUUCAUCUAGAAUGGACUCUUCACUCUGUUGAAACUAAGAAGUAUCUACCCGAAAAACGGUACUUUCAUUUGACAUGUAAGAAGGAGUUUCGUGAGAAGAUAAUGACGGAUUACUUCACUUACUUAGCGAAAUCAGCGGAGAAGAUAAUGAGCCAUCGCGAGAAUCUCAAGAUCUAUACUUAUAACCAAGACCGGUCUAAAUGGGAAUCUGCUAUCUUCGAGCAUCACACGACCUUUGAGACGUUAGCUGUUGAGCCAGACCUAAAGAAGACUUUGAUUGACGAUCUUGAUGCUUUCUCUAAAGGAAAAGACUUCUUCAAGAGCGUAGGACGUGCUUGGAAGCGAGGAUAUCUUCUUUACGGUCCACCGGGAACCGGGAAGUCUUCUAUGGUAGCUGCCAUUGCUAAUCAUAUGAAGUAUCAUAUCUAUGAUCUUCAGAUUCAAAGUGUUAGAGAUGAUGGUGAGUUGCGGGAGAUUCUUACUUCGACCAAGAACCGGUCGAUUCUUCUUAUUGAAGAUAUUGAUUGUGGAGCUGAUGCUUCUCGUAGACGUCAGAGUAAGAAGAAGGAAGAAGAUGGUGGAGAAGAUGAUGGUGAGCCACAAAAGAGGAAGAAGAAGUUUGAAGUUGGGAUAUCUUUGUCUGGUCUAUUGAACUUUGUUGAUGGACUUUGGUCAAGUUGUGGAGAAGAGAAAAUCAUAAUUUUCACUACUAAUCACAAGGAGAAGCUCGACCCGGCGUUGCUUAGACCAGGACGGAUGGAUGUUCAUAUUCUCAUGGACAAUUGUACUCCCUUUGUGUUCAAGAAGCUUGUGGCUUUGUACCUUAAAACCGAUGAGCAUGUCUUGUUUGAUCCCAUUGAGAAGCUCAUUCUUGAAGUGAGUUCGACUCCCGCUGAAGUCACGCAGCAGCUCAUGGCGAGUAAGAACGCUGAUAUCGCGCUUAAAGGCCUUGCUGAAUUCUUGGAGAACAAGAAGUUGAAAAAGGGAGAAGAUUCUAGUGUGGAGGAAGAGGGAGAGAUUGAAGAUGCUGAGACUAAAGAAGCAGAAACAUAAGACUUUAUUAGAAGUAACUCUAGUGUUUCAGCUCCUUUUGGUAAUAAAUAUCAUUGCUUUAGACCAGAUGAAACAAAAUGUAGCUAAAACUACAUGUUGAUGUAUGAACAAUUAGGGGACAUAGAGUCUCAUAAAUAUAUCUUUCUUUUAUAAAAUUGUAUAACCC